This is a messenger RNA of Culicoides brevitarsis, 1058 nucleotides long. It is a transcript of the gene Dpck, whose product is annotated as dephospho-CoA kinase domain-containing protein. Gene Ontology annotation, biological process: coenzyme A biosynthetic process. The transcript has 3 exons. The record is from RefSeq and is a predicted model, not a curated record. Bases 69 to 785 code for a protein of 238 amino acids. Gene Ontology annotation, molecular function: ATP binding; dephospho-CoA kinase activity. Lineage: Eukaryota; Metazoa; Arthropoda; Insecta; Diptera; Ceratopogonidae.
AUUAAAAUUCUCCAAAUUGCAUCAAAAUCGCAGACUUUGUCGGAGUAAAUUAAUUCACCAAAUAAAUAAUGUUCCUUGUAGGUUUGACCGGAGGCAUUUCCACGGGAAAAAGCACAAUUUCCAAGCUCUUUCGCGACAACGGAGUGCCCGUAAUCGAUGCUGAUAUCAUUGCAAGACAAGUCGUUGAGCCCGGAAAAAAGGCCUGGAAAAAGAUAAAAAAGGAAUUCGGCGACGGAGUUUUCAAAGAAAAUGGAGAAUUGGAUCGUGAUGCGUUGGGAAAACUAAUUUUUGAUGAUAUCGAGAAACGGCGGAAGUUGAACGACAUCACGCAUCCCGAAAUUCAUUGUACCAUUUACAAGGAAGUUGUCAGAUAUUUCUUCUUAGGACACAAUUUUAUCGUGCUAGACCUGCCAUUGCUCUUCGAAACGGGAGUUAUGCUCAAUUAUUUGCACAAAAUUAUCACCGUUACAUGCGAAGAGGACAUCCAACUCACAAGACUGAUGGACCGCAACAAGUUAUCCGAAUCAGAUGCCAAGAAACGCAUCGCAUCCCAGAUGCCGCUGGAACGAAAAUGCGAACAAAGCAACUUUGUCAUCGAGAAUUCCGGCAGUACGAAAGACGCCGAAGAGCAAUUUUACAAAAUUUUGAAUAUCUUGUCGGAAAGCAAUCAGCAUUGGAAGAUUCGUGGAAUUCUUCUCGCAACUACCGCUUUACUUUUUAGCGGAAUCGCAUGGCUGUUGAACUACAAAUACAAGUUUUUGGGCGCCGCAAGUCAAACGUCGUAAAUGCAGCACAAAAAUUUAUUCCAAAAUUAUUCCCCCAAUUUAUUUUAUUUUUUUGAAUAGGGUUUAAGAAGCUUUUUUUUGUUUAUUGAAGUUUUUUGAUAGUCAGUUAAGUGCCAGAAAUGAAAUGAGGCAAGGUGCAUUUAUAUAUGGAGUUUAAUAGAUUUUUAGGUUUAGCAUUUGUUGUUUUUCUUCUGCUUUUACAAUUAUUUAAGGAUCGCACGAAUCAGACCUCAAAAUUUUUCGUACUAUAAAAAUAAAAAUUUUUGACGGCAA